Molecule: messenger RNA, 2484 nt
Organism: Candidula unifasciata
Lineage: Eukaryota; Metazoa; Mollusca; Gastropoda; Stylommatophora; Geomitridae
Source: the annotation of a GenBank genome assembly
AUGUUCUGUGAUUUAGUUGAUCACUACAGCAACAGACAGGAUGAGCUUCUUUGUUCGAAUCCUAUGACAUUUUUAUCUUUUAAUGACUUUUACUGCCAAUCCGGCCAAAGGCUACACCAUAAAGAAUAUGAAUGUGACAAGAUCAAGGACUGUGGAGACGACAGCGAUGAGAAAUUCUGCGUUCACACAACAUGUAACAGUGGACAGUGUCGUGCUGACUUAUGUCUACCUCUACAGUGGGACAAUAAUGUACAAGUUGACUGUUUCAUUUCUACGAUUAGUCUCCAGGAAUAUAUAGAUAGUUAUUUAAGCUUGCAAAAAAGUAAACCUCUAAUAAAUAAUAACAGAUGUGCAUUAGUAUGCGAUCCUGGCAUAUGUGUAAACAAAUCUCAGCACAGCGACUUGUUCAUAGACUGUAGAGGUCCUGAAGGCCUUAUAGCUCAGACCAUGGGAAAGCUAGAGUCUGCAAACGCUUGCAAGAAUAGCUUCGGACAUAAUAUGUGGGCUCCAAAAUGUCAUUACAUCAAAGAAAGACACGGAGGUAUUGUCGGGUGCACAGAUAUGUCACAUCUUAGAGACUGCGAGAACUUUCAAUGCAGUUACGGGUAUGUGAAGUGUUAUAACUCGUACUGUAUCCCUCAUCAUUAUCUUCGUGAUGGAAGAGAUGACUGUCCUACAGGAGAAGACGAGCAACUGUUCUACACUGGUCCAUGUACUGGGUAUUUUGCUUGCUGGGACAGCAACAUCUGUCUUCAUCCUGACCUAGUUUGUGAUGGGCAUACCGAUUGCCCGUAUGAAGAUGAUGAACUUGGCUGCCGCGAUGAUUGUCUUAAAGGUUUCCGGUGUAUUGCUGGGACAGUGUCCGUUUCUGAUUACAACAAAUCAGUUCCUUUAGACAUGACAAAAGUGUGUGCUAUGGAUCGACAGAUUAGAUACCUGGACCUGUCUGGAGUAGAGUUUUAUGAACUCAGCUUAUUUUUGCUUACUGCCCCAGGAGCAUUUCUGAAUUUAAAAGUCCUGAUCUUGUCUAAAUGCAAUAUAAGUGAGUUAUGUUUACCUUUAAUUUAUAACUACCCACCAUUUAUGAUUCAGAAACUGGACAUUAGCCACAACAGAUUUGAAGCCUUUGCAACCGAUGAAUACAACUAUUUUUACAAACACAUACAUUUUCUUAAUAUUUCUCACAAUCGUCUGCUGAAGUCGCUCAGAAAUUUACGGUUCAGUUUUCUAGAAAUAUUUGAUCUUUCCUUUACAAGUCUGUCUUAUCUAAACGAUUCAGUGUUCACAAAACUCCAUAGAUUAAAACAUCUAAAUUUGAGCAAUUCGUUGAUUUCAAAAUUUACGAGACAAUAUUUCAGCCCAAAACUGACACUGCAGACAUUAGAUUUACGAGGUAUUCUUACACAAGAUCUCGACGACUAUUUUUUUCAAAAUCUUACAAUUAGCCAGGCGUUGUAUUCGGAUCUUUUCCAGAUUUGCUGUCCACAGAUUCAGGGAUUAGUUAUUUCGCCUCGUGCGUGCAUUGCUCCUUUAAAUACAGAUGCCAUUUCCUCGUGUGGUAAUCUGCUAGGACUUGAUAUUCAGCGAUUUCUUCUCUGGAUUGUUGCAAUACUCGCACUUCUGGGAAACGUGACGGUCAUUGUGUAUCGUGUGAUCUGGGAUAGGUCAGUUCUCCAAACAGGAUACGGUCUGUUCGUGACCAACUUGGGUGUAUCUGACUUCAUCAUGGGAGUCUAUUUGUUCCUGAUUGCUGGGGCUGAUUCUUUCUACCGUGACAGUUAUGUUCUCUAUGACAAGAACUGGAGGAACGGAGUUGUAUGCAAGAUGGCUGGUUUUAUGGCCUGUCUCUCAUGUGAAGCAUCGACGUUCUUUGUUUUUCUGAUCACUCUCGACAGAUUUUUGGUGAUGAAGUUUCCAUUCGGUCAAGUAAAGUUUACGUGGUCUCACAAAACUAUCGCAGUUGUGAUGUCUUGGGUGGCAAGUGUCCUACUUUCACUUGUUCCCAUCGUGUUGAACUUUGACAUCUAUUCUUCCAACGCAAUGUGUCUUGGCUUGCCCUUAACAAACAACUACGCUAAAGGUUGGGAGUAUUCAGUGGCAGUUUUUAUUAUUUGUAACCUGAUAAUGUUUUUGUUUAUUGCGUGUGGUCAAUAUGCGAUCUUCCGUGCUAUGUCAGAGAGCAGAAUAUCUAAGACAGCAACUAGCAUGCCUUCUUCACGACGAGCUGAAGAUAUAACAGUAGCCAAACAACUGUCUCUUGUAAUUCUGUCUAAUUUCCUCUUCUGGUUUCCUGUGGGAAUCAUGGGACUGAUUUCUCUUGGAGGUCAUGAUGUCAGCAGUGAGGUUUAUGCCUGGACAACUGUUCUCCUUCUGCCCAUCAACUCCGCUGCAAACCCUGUUCUGUAUACUAUUCCCACCCUACUUGAGACAUGGAAAAAAUUUAAGCAUGGAAAUAAAAGGAAACCCAAUGUAAACGUACAAUAA